AAAUUUAAGCUGGUUCCAAUAACUUAGCAUUCUAUUUAUUAGCUAAGAAUAUGAGGUUACAGCUUCUUUAUGGCUUGUUAUAUGUAGGUUUUUUGAGGAAUCAAGUGAAGAGGAACGGGACCAUGCUGAGAAGUUCAUGAAGUAUCAGAAAAAACGAGGUGGGAAAGUGAAGCUGCAAUCAAUUCUGAUGCCACUGUCUGAGUUUGACCAUGAUGAGAAGGGAGAUGCAUUGUAUGCAAUGGAGCUUGCACUGUCUUUGGAGAAGUUGACAAAUGAAAAACUUCUGAACUUGCACGCUGUAGCAAGCCAGAACAAUGAUGCGCAGUUGACUGAUUUUGUCGAAAGUGAAUUUUUAACUGAGCAGGUGGAAGCCAUUAAGAAGAUGUCAGAAUACGUUGCUCAGUUGCUGUUUUUUGUGAUAGAGGAUCACAUUCAUUUAAGUCCGUAUCUUUCUUAUAUCAGUGGAGCAUUAGCGGGAUGUGCAGCAACGGUUGGAUCAUAUCCAUUUGAUCUUCUACGAACCAGUUUAGCUUCGUAGGUGGGCAGUCGUCAU
Messenger RNA from Camellia sinensis, 553 nucleotides. The record is from RefSeq and is a predicted model, not a curated record. NCBI's taxonomy places the organism in Eukaryota, Viridiplantae, Streptophyta, Magnoliopsida, Ericales, Theaceae.